CCGCGGUCAGUUGGUGGACACGCACUACGCCAGCCACACGGACGUCAGUCGAGUACUCGAGUGUAUAUUUUCCAAUUCUCAGAGGACGGGGUCGCGAACAACUCUCGCUGACAAUGAGUGGCGUGAUCAGUUCGUCGUCAGUCGUCAGUUGGUGCUCGUGAUAGGUGCGCGAAGACACGUGUGCUCGUUGUCGAGGAAUUUGGAUCGGAUCGUGGACUUUGAUCGAGUAACUGACAUAUCGCGUUAAUGUUCCAUCAGAGACUUAUAAUCCGCUUAUUCAUUACAUCACGUUGUAGAUAAUAGAUUAUACGUUGUACCUACGUAUCGUUGACGCAUCAUCAGUUCGACUUUUUUUUUUAUGCUGUCAUGCAGUUUUACUCCUCAGCGUCUUUCGUUUUCGGCGAUCCAAAUUCUGUUGCGAUUUCCACCACUUUAGCCGUUGAAAUACACGAAUAGGAAAAGGUGACAUUGGACAGUGGUAAUAACGCGAGUGAAGUUUGUAGAAAACAAUAGUUGUGUGCCAGCACAGUGUUUUUUUUUUUUUUUACUCCAUUGAAACGGUGUUACUGGCACAAGAUUUGGGAACGAAUAUUUGAGGAAAACAGAACUGCAGCAUGAUACUUAAAUGUGGCCUUAUACUUCUGAGCCUUCACACUCUGGUACCAAAAACCUUUGGGAAUGACACAGAGAAUCUCAAGGCAUUCAUAGAUUUAACUGAAUUCAGCUACGCAGAAAAGUGCGAGCAUGUAGCUAAUGAAAAAUGGAAGUUCAUUUAUAAUCCACAAAAUGAGACUCUUCUUUAUGCUUGGGAAGAGGCGCAAAAAGAUUAUGCCGCACUUAAGAAACAUGAGGUUGAAGCACUCCAGAACAAUUCACAUACUGAGUUGACUGAUGACUUUGUGGAGUAUCAAUAUAAUACACAGAUAAAACCAGGAGAUGCUUUGCUCGAUACUUCUAAAUUGGACCAGUUGAUAUCUUUUUCUGUGAAGGCAACUUUCCUCGAAAUGGGCGCCAAUCAAACAAGCAAUACUCGGGAAGAAAUUGAGCAAUUGCUAUCAAGUAAUGUAGACUUGGAACGCAAGCAAUCUGCAUGGACCCAAUGGCAUCGGCGCCUCUCACCGCUCCUGACCGAUUUCUCUUCCACACUGAGCUUUGUAUCUGAGGCAGCAACAGCCAAUGGUAUCGACAGUGUAGAAGGUUAUUGGGAAUUUCUGUCUGUAUAUCCCGGUGGAUAUGAAAGUAUACAAAGUAUGUGGGGAAGUAUUGCUGAAUUGCAUAAUAAAGUCGUAACAUUCGUGAAAAAUCGCCUGGCCGAAAAAUGCAAGGUCAAAUUGCAUGAUGAUGGGAUACCAGCAUAUUGUUUGGGAUCGUUGGAUGGCAAUGACUGGACUCCGCUGGCAUCCGACGUACUACCGUACGGAAAUGUUACAUACAGCAUAAAGAAGAAGCUUUGGGACAAGAAUCUUCGUGGCAAACUUGCAUACAGAUCUGCUUCUGCGAUCGGGCACACUGUACUACAUGAAGUGCCACAUGCUAGCUUCUGGGAAAACAGCAGAUUUAACCAGUCUUGUGUCACCCGGUUUCUCAAUUUUUGCUACAAAGGCACAAGAGUUACGACAUGUCACCACGCAUCCCUUACCAAUUUUCUUACUGCUCACAAAGUUGUGGCCAAGGUUUUGACUAGUCAAAUGGGCCUUGUAGGCAUUGAAAAGUUACCAUUCCUUAACUCAGCAAACAGGUAUUCAGGUUUCGAGGAAGGUAUUUCGGAAUUGUUUUCGAUACUAUCUGUGAGUCCUGCGCAGCUAAAAACCUUGGGCCUUGUCAGUAACGACACAGAUACCGAUCACUCUCAAAUCACUUCAUUGAUGAUCACUGCUCUAGAUGUUCUUCCACGCUUGGCAUACUAUAUUUCAGCAGACGUUUGGAGAAUAAAUGUGAUUAAGAAUGGAACUUUUGAACCAAAAGUUCUUCUUGAAACAUGGUGGCAGUACAGGAAACAAUAUGAAGGUGUGACAUCAGACCACACAGACAUUCCCACAUUCUUGGAUGACGAAUUCAUCGCCAGCAACAAACCUUAUCUAUCGAAAUUUCUUGGAACACUGCUGGGAUUCCAAAUUUAUGAAUACAUGAAUGAGGGGCGGUCAGAAGUCAGGUACAACAAUGUAGUAAACAAUCAUGUCAAUUCUUACAUCAUAAAUGCAACUCGAGAAAGUGCAUCGGACAAUUGGACAACAAUGAUCAACAAGUAUUUGGAAAUAACAGAGGUAAAUGCCGACGCCCUAUUAUCAUACUUCCAACCUCUGGUAGACUAUUUGGACAAUGAACCAGAAGAUAUGUAUUCCAUGACUACUGACCAACAAUCUGAUAUUGAACGUUUGGAAAAAUUAUAUGCAUCGAGCGAUGUCACUACUACAGCACGAACUACAACUACUAGAAUGUCAAAACCAAAACUUCUAAAGCCUUCAUCCGAAAAAAUAAAUUCAUCUUCUCUUUCACCUCCGGCUGCUACACCUAUUGUACCUGAAAAAGAAAAAGAAGGCACUGUAAAGAGACCAAACGGCAAAAUAAUUCCAGAAUCAGUAAAGCCAACAAAUGCUCCCAAUGGAGAAAAUGAAUACACCAGUGAUAUAAAUACCAGCAAAGCAGUUUGGGCAGUAGCAGCGGUACUUGUAGCCACUGUUGCAAUUUGUGUAAUCGCCAUAUUUGGGAGACGAAGAUGUGUUAAAAGUCAAACGCCAAAGAAUAGAAGAUACGUGUGAUUACAAGGUGUAUUUUGAUUACUUGUUAACGGUUGAAAACUGUAUUUAAGUAGUCUUAACGUACUGAGCAACUGUACAUACAUAUAUGUAUACGUAACUAUUUAACGAGCAUUGAUUACAACAUGACGCGAAACUAUAUUUAUACUAAACGUAAUUACCUAGUAUUAGAGUUACACAUUCCUGCGAACGUCAUGUUGUUAUUUGAUUUUUUUUUCGAAUGCAACACUAAAAUGCGUCAAUGUUCCGUUAUAAUUUGGUAUGGAAAAGACUUGUUCUCAAUUUUAUUUCAUUAGCUAGGGAACAACACAAAAUAACAAAAGUCGUGUAGGGCUUGUGACCUUUAAAAAAUUAUCUACGAGCUUCCACUGUGAUAUAUUAUAAUGUUCCAGUAGAACGUUGCCUUCCACCAUAAAUGAUAACGAAGAAUGAAUUUUAGAACAUAUUGUGAAUUGUCAUUACCAUCAUCACAAUCGACUAUUGAAAAACCCAUGGUCCAAGAUAAACUACCUGUGGUUAGUUUAUCGAGGUCGUCUCAUUUGUAAAUUCGCACUGCGAAACUAAAAACUUUUAGAGUAAAAAAACAUCACACCAUAGGCCUAAAUAAAGUGUAUUUAUCAUAGCUGACGGAUUGAAUUGUAUAUUACAAGUUUACCAUUACAACGUAAGAGCAUAUAUGAUUAAUAUAAUCCGGUUUCAUCAACUAUCACUUGUCACUUUUACGUCGAAUUAGUAUCCACUUCUAUCAACUAUGUAUACGUAAAACAACGAUGAUUCUCAACUUGACCAAUCAAAAACAUUUUUUUCUUGCUUACUUUUCUGAUCUAAUUUAUUUAAGCGUCCUAUCGAUGUAAAAAUGUAUAGUACUGAGGUCAUAUUUUAACGUUAAAACAGUGUCGAUCUCAAAUGCUAAGGUAAAGUAGACAAAAAAAAAAAACAGUCUUUUGAAACGUACAAUACGCUUUAUUUUCGCCAAAUAGCAAGUUGCAUAACGUAUGUACCUAGUUUAACAGUAUAUGUACAAAUGCGGUAUAGUAGAUUAUUACUUUUAUUCAAAAGCAUGGUGUACGGAAUACCUGACCUCUGAGUUUAAUCCCCCAUGCAUUUACAUGCUCAUUGGAAUGGUCUAGAUUACUAAUUGUUUAAGCGCUAUGGGUAUAUUUCCUUCCGUUCUUGUUUCGCGAUAAAUUCAAAGAUAGAAAGAGAUAGGUAGACAAGCAUAUAUGUAAAUCUUCUACUGUUUACUUUUCAUGGAAGAAAACGAAGGAUGAUGCGAUUAAAAGUAUUGCCUUUCAUCCUAUCCAAAUACAUUAAGUGUGUAAUCAUUUGUUGGUUGAGAAACAAAUACCUGUUGUAAGUGUGCAGGAAGUGUGACUUGUGACUGUUCGAUACGUGCUUAUAGAUAAUAUCGCAGCAGGGUGAUAUUUGCUAUACACAGUCCGGGGAAAGACAUUUUUCUAAACCCGUAAGCAUGCCUUGUUGACAGGAUCAGAGAAAUUGACUAAUUUCAUGAAUCCUAGAAUCUUGAGGAUUAUUUCCAGUGAUGAUGUAAUAUACAUAUGUAGUCUCCGAUCCAAUAUGUAUAUACAAACACUCGUCAUUUGAAAUUGGUUAGUUACUAAUUCGUAUACAGCAUUGAUAAAUGAAAGAAAGGUUCACACGCCCAAAGAGUUACAAAUAUAUUUUGUACGAAGUAUUUGCUAGAGUACUUUAGAGUGAUAAGAUAUCCGAUAUUUUAAUAUCACGGAGUAAUUAUUAGCUACACUAAAAUUCUCAUGUUAUGCACAUGCAAGUAUUUUGAAGGCUACUGAGUAGCAAUUAAAUGUUGAAACAUUUUAUAAAAUGGCAGAUUAUCUCAAUUUGAAGCCUGCACUUAGAUUGGUUAUGGUUCCGAAUGCUGAUUCUAAGACUAUCAGUUAUGAAUGCUCAGGUGAUAGUUGAAUAAUGAAGUAAAUUGUGGAAUUAGAUUUAGAUCGUAUUAAUAAUUGUACAGGUUGUAGAUAGAAUUUGUUGUUUAAAGUAUGUCGAAAGUGUAGCAUACAUUAAGGUAUAAAUCGUAUCUAAUCUCUUACAAGCAUCUUUGCUGUAAUAAUGAUACCAACAAGAUGCUGCGGUUCGAGAUACUAGUAUAAGGAUUUUGAAAUGAUGAAGAUUAACUGUAAUUCAUGAAAACAAUAAUCCACUUUCACAUAAUAUUUGCUUGUCCACUGCGCAAGUCGUAAGGCGAAAUUGUAAGUAAAUAUUUUAAAAUCGUAUCAAAUGCACAUGUUCUGUUAUUUUAUGUAAAUAAGAUUUGAUAGUACUUAUAAUUAUCAUCUGUAAA
This is a messenger RNA of Neodiprion virginianus, 5079 nucleotides long. RefSeq names its product angiotensin-converting enzyme-like. The record is from RefSeq and is a predicted model, not a curated record. Gene Ontology annotation, cellular component: plasma membrane. The transcript has 13 exons. Lineage: Eukaryota; Metazoa; Arthropoda; Insecta; Hymenoptera; Diprionidae. Gene Ontology annotation, biological process: proteolysis. The coding region runs from base 615 to 2759 and encodes 714 amino acids. Gene Ontology annotation, molecular function: metallopeptidase activity; peptidyl-dipeptidase activity.